Molecule: messenger RNA, 534 nt
Organism: Geosmithia morbida
Lineage: Eukaryota; Fungi; Ascomycota; Sordariomycetes; Hypocreales; Bionectriaceae
Product: cytidine deaminase
Exons: 2
Coding region: 1-534 (177 amino acids)
Cellular component (GO): cytosol
Molecular function (GO): zinc ion binding; cytidine deaminase activity
Source: RefSeq, a predicted model, not a curated record
AUGUCAUCGACCCCGCCAAUCUUGUCGUCGUCAGACGCUCAGGCCGUCACAAGGACAAGAAAGACAUACGACCUAUCCGAGGAGGAGUGGUCUCUCCUCCAAGAGUCGGCCGCUGAGGCCAAGAGCACGGCUUACUGCCCCUAUAGUAAGUUUCGGGUCGGCGCCGCCGUCCUGGUCUCCCCUCGUGGCGAGCGUGGCGAGCGGAGCGAAGCGUCCAAGGAGGAGAAGAAGGGUGAGGACGACAUCAGGGUAGUGACGGGUGGCAAUGUCGAGAACGCAAGCUAUCCCGUCGGCACGUGCGCCGAAAGAGUCGCUCUCGCCAGGGCCCUGGCCGAGGGUCACCAUGUGCGCGGUUUCAAGGCCAUUGCCGUCUCGACGGAUAUCUCGCCUCCGGCUAGUCCCUGUGGAAUGUGUAGGCAAUUUAUUCGCGAGUUUCUACCCCUCGAUGCACCCGUCAUCAUGUUUGACAAGAAUGCAGACUAUGUCGUCAUGAGGCUCAAAGAGGUAAACUUCCCUCUCGUGCUCAACAUGUAA